GUUGUUUUGGAUUGUCGACGUUGUUCUUUGCUUACCGUGUAUAUAUCAUGUUAUGUUUUGUGUUGAAUAUUCUUGAAAAUAACCAAGUCUCCUGUCGAUAGCUAUGGAUUGGAACUUCGAAACACUUCGGUCUGAAUUAAAAGAUACCCUACAGAAAUCCUUUAAAGGAAGGAAUAUCGAUAUCCUCGAACAGAAAACCAAAUUCAUAGCCAAAACAAACGUAGAUGUUAAAACCUCUUUGGACCAAACCUUCCGUGAUGUUCUACUGCAGUUACUCGAAGAACAGGCUGGUGUGGCUACCCUUCAAGAGUUUGUACAAUUUUCCAUCACAUCAUGUCGCCACAGCUUGAGUUCUAGUACCUUACCUGUUAUCCUUUUGGGAGAUAUCUUCGAAACAGUGACAUUAGAUACAUGUGAAAGCAUGUUUACUUUCGUAGAACAAAAUGUGAGCAUUUGGAAAGAAGAGAUGUUCUUUACUGGAUGCAAAAACAAUCUUUUGAGACUCUGCAAUGAUUUGCUGAGAAAGUCAUCGCGAACUACAGCAACAGUAUUUUGUGGAAAAAUUCUGUUGUUCUUGGCCAAGUUCUUUCCCUUUUCUGAGCGAUCAGGAUUGAAUAUAGUUAGUGAAUUUAAUUUAGAGAAUGUUACGGAGUAUGGUAUAGAUCCUGUUGAGGAUGCUACUGCAGAAGUAUUAUCAGGCAAAGAAAAGCAAGUCAUUGACUUCACGUUUUACUGUAAAUUUUGGCAGCUGCACGAUUUUUUCAGAAACCCAAAUCAAUGCUAUAACAAAAUUCAGUGGAAAGUGUUUACUUCACAUUCAAUGAAUAUUUUGAAUACCUUUCAAGGCAUAAAACUGGACUAUGUGACUUCAGUUAAUGAAGGCUACUUUCCAAAGUACCUAACUAGUCAGAAACUACUAGAAUUACAGCUGUAUGAUGUGAACUUCAGGCGAUCUGUUUUACUACAGUUUCUCAUAGUAUUUCAAUAUCUCACCUCAACAGUAAAGUUUAAAUCAGACAGUUUUGAGUUAAAGAGUGAUCAAAAAGAAUGGAUCAACAAUACCACAGAGAAAAUUUACAGUUUAUUAAGAGACACACCUCCAGAUGGUGAGAAGUUUGCACAAAUUGUGAAACAUAUCUUGAGUAGAGAGGAGCUUUGGAAUGCAUGGAAAAAUGAUAGUUGUCCUGAAAUGAAGAAAGUCAAUUUAGUUGCUGGAACUGAAAAAAGAAAGGAAAAUGAAAAACCUUUGCUGGGUGAUGUUCUCAAAGAGGCAAGCAAGGAAGGGAAGUAUUACAUGGGCAGCCGAGAAUUAACCAGACUUUGGAACCAGUGUCCAAAGAACCUUGAGGCCUGCAAAGGCAGGGACUUUUUACCAACUCUUGAAGAAUAUUUUGCAGAAGCUAUGGAUCAAAUGGAAAAUAACGUGCCAGGGGAAGACACUAUCCUUAAAGACAGUAACUUUGGUUGGAAGGCCUUAAGACUCCUAGCCAGACGAAGUCCAUAUUUUUUCUCUCACAGCAAUGCCAUUAUGCACCCCUUAUCUACAUAUCUGCAGUUUACCUUAGAGAAAAUCGCUUAUAAAAAGCCUGGAAAAGAGGUAUCACAAGAAACUCAAAAUGACACCGAAAUUGAUAACAUAUUGACUGAAGAGGAGCAGGAACAAGCGACGGACGGCCUAAAACACACCGAACAAGAAGAGUUUUUGGAUGACAACCAUGUGCGUAGAGAACACAAAAACAUAACAUUACAACAACUGAUGUUCAUUAGUGCAAAAAUAGCCCCCGAAUGGACCAAAUUAGCGUUAAAGCUAGGCUACAAGCAAGACGAGAUCGACUUCUUCAGGAACGAGAACCCUACUCCGGUAGAACAAGCUAGGAACUUGCUGCAGAUUUGGUUCGAAGAUGACGAGGAUGCAACACUUGACAACCUGUUGUAUAUUCUGGAAGGACUCGAUAUGCAACAAGCGGCAGAAGCUGUUAAAGGAGAGAUACAGAACAUGAUGGAAUCUUGAUCAGAGAUACGAUCAAUAUUUGUUUUAAUUAUGAUAAUUAUGUGGGCAACAUCUUACAUACAGUGAAUUAUAUAAAAAAUAAUCAGUCCGUUUUUAUUUAUUAAUUAACCCAUUAAUGCCC
Molecule: messenger RNA, 2132 nt
Organism: Acanthoscelides obtectus
Lineage: Eukaryota; Metazoa; Arthropoda; Insecta; Coleoptera; Chrysomelidae
Source: the annotation of a GenBank genome assembly